Molecule: messenger RNA, 3162 nt
Organism: Linum tenue
Lineage: Eukaryota; Viridiplantae; Streptophyta; Magnoliopsida; Malpighiales; Linaceae
Source: the annotation of a GenBank genome assembly
CUCUCUUACCCUCCUCCCUCUUUAGGUGCCGUCAGCCUUUUCUAUUUACACGAAUAUAGGAACUCCUCCUGCCACAGAAAUUAUUGGAGCCCAGAAUUCACCCACACUUCCUGUUCCCAACCACCAGCCAUUUCCCAAAUAGCCAUUCCCUCACCGGAGCAUUCCAUCUGGUGGUUGCACCCCAGGAUCACUUUCUGCUCUCGGCUUACCAUAAUGGCGGUCGCCCCAUCAUCUGUGAAAUACCUACAGUCUUCUACCCCAUUCACUCUUCCCACUCAACUUUCCCCCAAAUUUCAUCUCCGAUUUCCUUCCACUGCCGCCGCAAGGGCGAACUCCACCGGGUUCGGUUUCAGCACUCGUCGCAGUGUUCGGAGGAAACCUCCUGUGGUGCUGCGUGCCUCUGCUGCCGAUUUUAGCCCGAGCAUCGGAGAAUUGUUGGGCGAAGUCACCGUGUUCAAAGCCUCCGGUGAGCCCGUCGUGUUCAAGGAUCUCUGGGACCAGAACGAGGGGAUGGCUGUUGUUGCACUGUUGAGACACUUUGGAUGUCCUUGCUGUUGGGAAUUGGCGUCAGAGUUGAAGGAAGUUAAAUCAAAAUUUGAUUCAUCUGGCGUGAAACUCAUUGCAAUUGGUGUUGGUGAACCUAAAAAAGCCCUCUUGUUUUCCGAAAGGUUACCCUUUCCAGUGGACUCCCUCUAUGCUGAUCCCGAUCGAAAGGCUUACGAUGUCUUGGGUUUAUACUAUGGUUUUGGACGAACAUUCUUCAACCCAGCAAGUGCUAAGGUUCUAUCGAGAUUUGAUUCGCUCCGAAAAGCUGUGGAAAACUACACUAUUGAAGCCACACCAGAUGAUAGAAGUGGAGUUCUACAGCAGGGAGGGAUGUUUGUGUUCAAGGGGAAAGAGUUGUUAUAUGCUAGAAAAGAUGAAGGGACAGGCGAUCACGCUCCGUUAAACGACAUCAUUGACCUCUGCUGCCAAGUUCCAGUAGCCUGAAUUGAACAACAGUAUUUGUUUUAGUAAUCAUCAAGAAUGACUUAGAUUCUGUUCAUGUUUUGCUCUUUGUAUGAACUUGUAAUUGCAUAUAUGUGGUUGACACUCCAGAAUGCCUAGUAUGUAUGUACGUAUAUAAAUAGGACCGUGCUGGUAAAUAAAUAUACUAUACAAGUUCCAGUUGGCAUACUGCUGCCAUUGUAGUUUUACUUCAACUAAACUACAUAGAGAGCGCGGGAAACUAAACAACACACAAUUACACAAAUCUUUGUUUGUUUCUGAUAAGCGAAAAAAACUCUCAGAUAUAGCUAAACUCUAGCCCGGGAAGGAAUAGGAAAACUAACUGUAAUAAUAAUUCCCUCUCCCUUCGUCCCUAUUCUGUCUGUGCUUUCUUCUUCUUCCUUUCUCCCCCUCUUUCUCGGGCUCUCUCUCUGUAAAUCUUUCUUUCCUUCUUGUUUUCGCUGGGCUGUUCUUUCUUUCUUCUCCUGCUGUCACCAUGGAAGAAGAAAUCAAGCAACCGCCAUCAAAGCUGUUUGUGGGAGGAGUGAAUAGGACAACCACAGGGCAAGAAUUAGAGAAGCACUUUCAAAAGUACGGCCAAGUAAAAGACGCUUUUAUCGUCUACUGCAAACAAACUUCACGAAGCCGUGGGUUUGGUUUCGUGGAGUUUGAAGACGCAUCUGCAGCUGAUCUUGCUCUUAAUGAAGAUCACAUCAUUCUUGGCCAAAAGGUGGAUGUUUGCAGACCUAAACCGAAGAAAACGGAUAAUAAUGAGACUGCUGUUGGUAAAGAGGGGGAGCAUCAUCGAAGAAGCAAAAGGGUAUUUGUUGGAGGCUUGCCAUCGACAAUUACCCCAGAAGAGUUUAGGAGUUCCUUUCAGAGCUUCGGAGAGGUGAGUAAUGCGAUUGUAGUGUGCGACAAACACAGCGGGAAGCCAAGAGGGUUUGGGUUCAUCACUUUUGAAUCAGAAGAUUCAGCGGACAGAGCUUUGAAGAACAGAUUCUACCAGUUGAAUGGGUCGCAAGUGGAGGUGAAAAGGGCAAAUUCUAAGAACAACGCUAUUAAUAAUUUCGCCAGAAGAUACCAUGAAUACUCUGUCCCUGCUGCCCUGAACCAUUCUUCUUAUGUUAAUGGUUAUUACCACUACUGGUAUAACCUACUUCAUCAGCAUACUUCAGGGCUCCCUUAUUACUGGGUCCCGCCACCAGGAAUGAUGGGGAACUACUACUACGGCUACCAGUCUUGUUAUCCAAUGGCUGCUGCAAACUGUGCAAGUCUUUCAGGUGGAUGGUCCUAUGGUUCGGCUGAUGCUAUGCUACAUAGCUAUGGUGAGACAGACAUUGUGGGACGUCGUCAAGAGGAAGAUGAGACAAAUAUUACAGAUGGGAAUGGUGCAGAGGAUCAUGCUUGGGAAGUCUUGAGAAACUUGGACGAAGUUAAUGGUCUUUCCGUGGAUCAACAGGGAGCAGAUGGCGAGAUCAGAAUCGCAGGAAGUAAAAUUCCUGAUGACGAAGAAACCGGUACUGAGCAUCAUGUUGAACAAGUUUGGAGUAACUCGGAUAGAAUCAACAGCGAAUUAUUGGAGAUCAAGUUUGGUGACAUGGAACACCUAGAAGCAGCAGUAGGUGGCAAGCUUGAUGAGGCAGAAUCUGGGAUUGGAGACCUUGGUUAGUUUCUUUUCUCCCAUUGGACCAAUUAUGAGUAGUGUUGCCCUGUUUUGAAUAACAUACAUAUAUGUGUGUUCGAAGAAGCAUGAAUGAGUUGCAAUGUUUCUUUUCCAUUUGAUGAAACAGGUGAAGUAGAUGGGGGAAAUGCAGAAGUAGUGUCAAGGAUGGUUACCUAUUCCCUCGAGAAUGGCAAGAUUGAUGGUUGGAGCAUGGAAAGGAAGCCCGUAAUGAUGGUGGCAGCAGCCUGCAUCCACACUUGAAAAGCAGCGAGCUUGGUAGCGUUCUCUUUUGGUAGGAGUUUGAUGUAGUGGCCUAGUGGGUUUGUUUUCGGGUGAUUUGCGCAUUUUUGUUUGGAUACGAAUGGGUUUGAUCUACGAGGGGAUGGCCUCAAGAAUUGCCGUUUUGUGUGGAUGCAUGGAUUGGGAUCUUAAUUUGUUCGAUCUUUUUUUAUAUGUAAAACAAAUCUGUAACUUCAAUUAACUUACAAUGCACAAUUCUGUUUCUACCA